AUGGAAGAUCGAACAACGACAGUGGUGCACUUUGUGCUACUUAAUGGCGGGCUACAAUUUGGUUUUUGGAAUGGACACAUGAUCGGACUUGCACAAAAUUGCCUCUCCUUGUUCUUCUCCUUUCGACCCUUGAAAAGCUUCACGGCUGCUCCAGUGAUUUCUCCUGAACACUAUGAAGGAACUUCCUCGACCUGCUUCAUCGGCCAGGGGGGCGCAGGGACUGAUCAAGUCAAGAUUGAGCUCAAGAAAUUGAAACGUUGUCACAUUCACGAUAUCAGUCGAAGCCAUAUACAAACUCUGCAGCCCGAGUACCCAGAUAAAAAAAUCAAAACUUGGCCUCGAAGAACAGACGAAAUGAAAUCACUCACACACUUGAUUUGGCUUGCAUCGCUCUUCUGUGAACGGCUGUCAGCACAGGGCACGGUUCCUCUGCUCAAAAACCUGCCCGGUAAAGCUACUUCAUCGGCUGCCAAUGUUGGACCUGACGUUAUCAUGGUGGAUAGGUUCACGUUCACCGCCCCCGAAGAAAUUGCUGAUGUGAAGAACAAAAUCGGUAUACGACCUUCAGAAGAAACAGGUACUUACUCUAGAGCUCAUCAUGGAGAAGACGAUUCGGAUAAUCCAGCAAAAAAGAUAAAGACUGAACCGACCGAAGAAAGUCAAGACCUCAACUUUGGAAACAAAGAAGCACAUAUCAGUACUGAUCUUCCCACAUAUGCCCCUGCACAGGAUGUUGUGCCUUAUUCGUUCUUCUUUCAGUCAGCCAAAAAAAUCGCGGCAACGAUUGAUCUCGAUCACAACAUCAUGAGUUUAGCCAGUAAUAUUCAAAUAUUGAUUGAGAAACUAGGUGCAACUUCUCAGGUUUGGGAGUGGUGGAUAUACCAGAAUGAAUUACUGACACUGGAGUGCUUCAUAAAUGCACACACUGCUUUGCAUAAAGAUGGCUUGGGAGAAUGUGAAAGAGCCUGGACUUUAGGAAUUGUUGCCGCGCUGGUCAAACAUUUACCUUCGGUACCAACAGAAAUGGUCCAAAGACUAAAGAAUUCGCUUUGGAAGCACCAUGUCUACUUGGAGAUCCAAGCAGCUAUCGAAUUUGAGGAACCACUAACACAGAGAUUCAGUGCACUUUUGAUGAAUUCCCAGCAUCACAUGACCAACCAAGGUUUGGAAGAAUGUUUUUCCAGAGCCCAAUUGUUCAAAUCACAUGAUGAAAUCAGGGCAAGAUACUUUCCAGCAAAAGAGGAUGGCAUUGAUGAGUUUGUGGCCGAUCAUUUACUAGAUGUCAACAUUCCUGAAGAAGAAACAAUAAUCAAGUCCAUGAUCCGUGGCUUUGCGAAUCAUUUCAAGAAGCUAGAAAUUCGUAGCUGGGAAGGAACAUAUGCUAAGGCAAUCUUUAUCUAUCUCAUGAACCAUUGGCAGAAUAGAGAUGCACGACGUAGCAACACACUUUUGGAAUGGAUUCAGAAUGAUUUUAAUCUCUACAGAGAUCUUCAUCUUCCGUUUAUGAAGAUUGAUAUCAGAUCAAUUCUUGGGAACCCAGGGAUAAUUUCAAAGGGUAUAAAUUAUAAUGAGUUAAUUGAUAUUUCCAAACCACUUCGAGAAAAAUUAUUUCAAGAUUUUUUGACAUGCCAAGGGAGGGACACCUUUUCAGCCAGCACACAGAGUGACAUGUACAAGCUGACAGUUAUUGUAUCUCUCAUUCAUCCAUCCUUGAAGAACUUGGUUACCCAAGGGAUUGACCAAAACCCCGGCAUUCUACAAAGACUAGCACCAGUUUGGUUAGAAAUGUACCCAGGGUUGGCAGAGGGAUUCCAUAACUUUUUUGAAUACCAGUAUGCUCCAUUUCGUAAACGUCCAACCUAUUUUUCCGGUGCCCAUAGGUUAUUAUUAUCAAGAAAGAUGUCUCAAUUCACUGCAACAAAAUCACUCUCAAAGGCCUUUGUGAAAGCUCCACUAAAUGUUUCCAAGUUCCAACCAAGCUUGGUGAACAACUUACUUUCUCAAGUGGAAAAUAUUCUGAAUACCCAUGUUGAACAUAAUGAAAUUCCCAAGGUAUACUUGUUGGCCCUUCAAGUCAUACAUCAUAUGGUCAAAUAUUCUGAAGGCGCAACAGAGAUUCUCUUGAAAAAAUUGGACCAGGACAUAAAGUUUAGGCAAAAGAUAUAUCUGAGUGUUGAUCAUGUGCUUCAAUCAAAUAUAUUUGUUGAUAACAUAGCACAGAUAGAUGAAUGUGUUUUGGUUUUUGAACUUGAACCAUUUCUGACUUUACUCAAAAUGAUCAUAGACACUGGACCAAUUUGGGGAUGGGGGGAAGUCAACAAACCAGCAGAAAAUGUCACUAUGUGGGCCAAAGAGCUUGAACUUGCAACCUGCACUCAUCCAGUCAUCACAUUUGGUGAUCUACCUGACCCCAGAGCAGAGAGCUUGCUAUGGUUAAACAAAUGA
Messenger RNA from Melampsora larici-populina 98AG31, 2445 nucleotides. RefSeq lists its product as uncharacterized. The coding region runs from base 1 to 2445 and encodes 814 amino acids. The record is from RefSeq and is a predicted model, not a curated record. NCBI's taxonomy places the organism in Eukaryota, Fungi, Basidiomycota, Pucciniomycetes, Pucciniales, Melampsoraceae. The transcript has 6 exons.